Messenger RNA from Xenopus laevis (African clawed frog), 1422 nucleotides. RefSeq names its product tetraspanin 3 L homeolog (gene tspan3.L). Lineage: Eukaryota; Metazoa; Chordata; Amphibia; Anura; Pipidae. The transcript is spliced from 7 exons. The coding region runs from base 13 to 774 and encodes 253 amino acids. Gene Ontology annotation, cellular component: membrane; plasma membrane. The record is from RefSeq and is marked predicted.
GUGAACCGAAACAUGGGGCAGUGCGGGUUAAUCUCCUCGAAGACCGUGCUGGUCUUUCUAAACCUCAUUUUCUGGGCUGCUGCCGGAAUCCUAUGCUAUGUGGGAGCCUAUGUCUUUGUCACUUAUGAUGACUACGAGCACUUUUUUGAGGAUGUAUAUACCUUGAUUCCUGGUGUGAUAAUCAUUGCUGCAGGAACUCUCCUUUUCAUUAUAGGCCUGAUUGGUUGCUGUGCCACCAUCAGAGAAAGCCGUUGUGGAUUAGCAACAUUUGUGGUCAUCUUGCUCUUGGUGUUUGUGACUGAAGUUGUUGUGGUCGUUCUUGGAUACAUCUACAGAGCCAAGGUUGAAGAUGAGGUGGAUAAUACAAUUGCAAACGUUUUCAACCAAUACAAUGGGACAUCUCCUGACUCAGCGAGCCGAGCAAUUGAUUAUGUUCAACGGCAGCUGCACUGUUGUGGCAUUCACAACUACUCCGAAUGGGAGAACACACCUUGGUUCUCUGAAACAAAGAACAACAGUGUUCCCCUCAGCUGCUGCCGUAGCUAUGUGUUCAACUGUACAGGAAGCAUGAACAAACCUGAAGAUCUCUACUCUGAGGGUUGUGAGGCCCUAGUUGUAGAGAAGCUCCAGGAAAUAAUGAUGUAUGUCAUAUGGGCUGCUCUGGCAUUUGCUACUAUACAGCUCCUGGGAAUGCUGUGCGCCUGUAUCGUUCUGUGCAGGAGAACCCGUGACCCUGCCUAUGAACUUCUCAUCACAGGUGGAACUUACGCAUAAGAUCUACUAAAUCACUCCUCUAAUUGUGCUUCGUACCCUUCAACUUUCGUUCCAAAAGGGAUAACUCAGCUGGCAGUUCUCCUCGUCCACUUAUUCAUUUCUCCCAGCCGAUGCUAAGCUGUGAACUGACUACAGACAGACAUGACAGUGGGUCUGCUUGCCCUCUGAACUGUUACCUGUCUUACCUUUGUCCUCAGCCUGUCACUUCUGUAGUGUUCUUUUUGUUUGUCUGAUUUAGUUGUUUGCUGAUUUUGUAGGUUUUAGCAAAAGUGACUGAUGUUAGCUGUAGGGCUGUUAGUGAGGUAAAGCAGAAUUGUGUUGGGCCAUUGGUCUGAAGUCACUGAUGAUACAAAUAAUGACUCCAUCUGUGCAGCUGUGCUGUUAAUCACAAAACCGUCACUAAAUGCACUUCUAACCUAAUAGAGGAUAACUUCAAUUUAAAUCCGAUCACCUGCAUCUGUGGCAGGCAACAGCAUUAUUUAUAAAACCCAAUGAUACACUUGGGGAAAAAAGGUUCCAAAAUAAGGAUUCAUGUAUUUUCUUAUUUGAGAGAACUCCUAGUAGGAAUAUUCUUUUGUUCUUACUUUAUCAGUUUCAUCAUGGUCUGUAGAACACCCCCCUGAUUAUUUAUUUUCAGCUACACCAAAA